AUGACUGUCAGACAGACCACAAGAACAUGGAGCCAGGAGUUUCUGCCUCACUCAGAAUCACGAUCUGGUUCCAGCUCUCGGGAGAGGUCUCACUCCAGAGAAAGAUCUCGACAAAGGCUUGUGGACAGUUCCUCCAAUCUGUCCACAAUGAGAAGUCGACGGGGUGUUAUGUUGGAGAGCUCACGGACACUUUACUCCAGCUUUUCCCGCAGUAUUGAGCUUUCCUUGGACGAAGUCGAUGCCACCAAAUUUAUUCAAGAGAACUUUAAGAAGAGAGAAUGUAUUUUAUACACCAAGGACCCCAAGUCACAGGACAAUAUAUGCAAGUGCGGAUACUCCAAGACUCAACAUAUAGACAGCACCCAGAACAACCAGAAUGAGAAGUGGAACAACAAGAAGCACACAAAGGAACUGCCUACAGAUGCCUAUGGGGAUAUUCAGUUUGAAGCAUUUGGUCGGAGGGGAAAGUACAUCCGGCUGUCCCGUGACACAACUCCAGAGAUCUUAUAUGAGCUGAUGGCCAAAUAUUGGCAGCUGAAGACCCCGAAUCUCAUCAUCUCUGUUACUGGAGGAGCCAAGAACUUCUCACUCAAACCACGAAUGCGCAAGAUCUUCAGCCGCCUCAUUUACAUCGCACAGUCUAAGGGAGCCUGGAUCUUUACAGGGGGAACACAUUAUGGCUUGAUGAAGUAUAUUGGUGAAGUGGUCAGAGAUAACACCAUUAGCCGGAGCUCAGAGGAGAAAGUUGUAGCCAUUGGAAUCGCAGCCUGGGGAAUGAUUUCCAACCGUGACACCCUGAUACGGAGCCCUAAUGCUGAGGGGAAUUAUGUAGCUCACUAUAUUAUGGAUGAGCAGAAGCGAGAUCCUUUGUACUGUCUAGACAACAACCACACGCACCUGAUCCUGGUGGAUAACGGAACCCAUGGCCAUCCAACAACCGAGGCGGAACUCCGAGCUUCUUUGGAAAAGUACAUUUCUGAACUAAAUGUGCCCGAGUCUAAUUAUGGUGGAAAAAUUCCAAUUGUGUGUUUUGCUCAAGGAGGCGGGAAAGAAACCCUAAGGGCAAUAAACACAGCCAUUAAGAGUAAGAUCCCAUGUGUAGUUGUGGAAGGAUCUGGGCAAACAGCUGACGUCAUUGCCAGUCUUGUGGAGGCAGAAGGCACUUCACUUGCGUCAUCGGCCAUCAAAGAGAAGCUACUUCGAUUCUUGCCUCGCACAGUGUCUCGUCUGGCAGAGGAAGAAAUGGAGGCCUGGAUACGAUGGAUCAAAGAGAUAAUGGAAAACUUGCAUCUUCUCACAGUCAUCAAAAUCGAACAGGCUGGGGAUGAAAUUGUGAGCAAUGCUAUAUGCUUUGCCCUAUACAAAGCUUUCAGUACUAAUGAACAAGAUAAAGAUAAUUGGAAUGCACAACUGAAGCUUCUUCUGGAGUGGAACCAGCUGGAGUUGGCCAGUGAGGAGAUCUUCACUAAUGACCGACGCUGGGAGUCAGCUGACCUGGAGGAUGCCAUGUUUGCUGCUCUUGUUAAGGACAGGCCCAAGUUUGUGCGACUCUUGCUGGAAAAUGGUCUAAAUCUGCGAAAGUUCCUGAGCAGCGAGAUCCUCAGUGAGCUUUUCUCUGAACAUUUUAGUACCCUAGUGUUCCGCAACUUGCAGAUUGCCAAGAACUCCUACAAUGACUCUCUACUUACCUUUAUCUGGAAGAUGGUCUUGAGCUACCAGCGAAACCGCAAGGAUGAGAGAAACAGCCGUGAUGACUCUGAGAGUCAGGACCUUUCUCAGACAAUUAAACAUCCGAUCCAAGUACUAUUUAUAUGGGCGAUUUUGCAGAACAAAAGAGAACUGUCUAAGGUUAUUUGGGAGCAGACAAGAGGAUGCACUCUGGCUGCACUUGGUGCCAGCAAACUCCUAAAAAGUUUGGCCAAAGUCAAGAAUGAUAUCAACGCUGCUGGGGAAUCAGAAGAAAUUGCAAAUGAGUAUGAAACAAGAGCUGUGGAGCUGUUCACAGAGUGUUACAGUAACGAUGAAGAGUUGGCAGAGUUGCUCCUGGUUUAUACCUGUGAGGCCUGGGGGAAUAGUAACUGUCUGGAGAUGGCAGUCGAAGCAAAAGACCAGCAGUUUAUAGCACAACCAGGAGUGCAGAACUUUCUCUCCAAGCAGUGGUAUGGAGAAAUCUCCAGAGAUACCAAGAACUGGAAGAUUAUUUUGUGCCUCAUUCUGUUUCCUCUCAUCAGCUGCGGAUUCAUCUCCUUUAGGAAGAAGAUCUCAGAGGGAAAGAGAAAUCAUUUGUGGAAGUACUUUGCCUUUUUCACCUCCCCGUUUGUUGUCUUCUCCUGGACAGUUAUCUUCUAUAUCGGGUUCCUCCUACUAUUUGCUUAUGUAUUACUAAUGGACUUCCAGCCAUUCCCCACUGGGCUGGAGAUUGCAGUCUACGUGCUGGUUUUUGUACUGCUUUGUGAUGAGAUAAGACAGAUGUACAUGAGCGGAGUGAAGUAUUUCAUUGACUUGUGGAACAUUAUGGAUAUUCUGGGUAUCCUGUAUUUCAUUGCUGGGAUAGUAUUCAGACUAUACAGCGACAGUCCUAGCUCUCUGUACACAGGCAGAGUUAUCUUCUGUCUUGAUUAUAUCAUCUUCACCGUGCGGCUCAUUCAUAUUUUUACCGUCAGCCGGAAUCUGGGACCAAAGAUCAUAAUGUUACAGAGAAUGCUCAUCGAUGUGUUCUUCUUCCUCUUCCUGUUUGCCGUCUGGGUGAUUGCCUUUGGAGUGGCCCGUCAGGGAAUCCUACGACUGAACGAGCAUCGCUGGGAAUGGAUUUUCCGCUCAGUUAUAUAUGAGCCAUAUUUGGCUGUGUUUGGACAAUACAUAUCUGAUGUUGAUGGUACCACUUAUGACUUUGACCAUUGCACUAUUACCGGGAAUGAGUCUAAACCACUUUGUGUGGAGCUGGACAGUGACCACAACCCUCGAUUUCCUGAGUGGAUCACCAUCCCACUGGUCUGUAUCUACAUGCUCUCCACCAACAUCUUGCUUGUCAACCUACUAAUAGCCAUGUUUGGAUACACCGUGGGCUCUGUACAAGAGAACAAUGACCAAGUGUGGAAGUUCCAGAGAUAUUUUCUGGUGCAGGAGUAUUGCAGCCGACUCACUAUUCCUUUUCCUUUCGUCAUCUUUGCCUACUUUUAUAUGAUACUCCGGAAGAUGUUCAGCUGCUGUUGCAAACAACAGGAGCCUCAACCUUCACCAUGUUGUUCUAAGAAAGAAGACAAUGAGACCCUGGCAUGGGAAGCUGUGAUGAAGGAGAAUUACCUGGUAAAACUGAUCAGCCAAGCACACAACAGCAUGGAAAUGGAACAGAGAUUCAAGCAACUGGAAGCGAAGCUGAAUGAUUUAAAAGGGUUUAUGAAGGACAUCAGCAGCAAAUUAAAGUAAAAACCUGUCCCAAGGGAGACGUAUGGUGAGUGUUGAUUCCGUAUCAUCCAUUCUCCAUCUAACUGUUCUAAAUCUGGGACUUUGUGUUUUUGUACAUUGUUACACUUGAGUUCAUGUGACUACAUUUCAUUAAAGUCUCUUGGUU
This is a messenger RNA of Spea bombifrons (plains spadefoot toad), 3571 nucleotides long. It is a transcript of the gene TRPM8, whose product is annotated as transient receptor potential cation channel subfamily M member 8. NCBI's taxonomy places the organism in Eukaryota, Metazoa, Chordata, Amphibia, Anura, Pelobatidae. Gene Ontology annotation, cellular component: membrane. Gene Ontology annotation, molecular function: ligand-gated calcium channel activity. Bases 1 to 3426 code for a protein of 1141 amino acids. The transcript is spliced from 25 exons. The record is from RefSeq and is a predicted model, not a curated record. Gene Ontology annotation, biological process: calcium ion transmembrane transport.